Pristis pectinata (smalltooth sawfish) is the source of this 1442-nucleotide messenger RNA. RefSeq names its product alcohol dehydrogenase class-3. Gene Ontology annotation, cellular component: cytosol. The record is from RefSeq and is a predicted model, not a curated record. The coding region runs from base 16 to 1239 and encodes 407 amino acids. Gene Ontology annotation, molecular function: S-(hydroxymethyl)glutathione dehydrogenase [NAD(P)+] activity; zinc ion binding. The transcript is spliced from 9 exons. Gene Ontology annotation, biological process: formaldehyde catabolic process. NCBI's taxonomy places the organism in Eukaryota, Metazoa, Chordata, Chondrichthyes, Rhinopristiformes, Pristidae.
CCCAGCACAUGAUUUAUGCUCAGGUCUCAAAGUUCUUGCCAAGUUCUUGCUGUUCACCACCGUCCACAAGCGCCAUGCGCUGGAGGAGUGGAAGGAGUUUGCGUUAACAACCCAGACUGUCUGCAGGUUAUCAAAUGCAGAGCUGCUGUUGCCUGGGAAGCAGGAAAACCCCUUUCUAUCGAGGAAGUGGAAGUGGCUCCCCCAAAAGCUCAUGAAGUUCGAAUUCAGAUUGUUGCCACCGGUGUCUGCCACACUGAUUCCUACACCCUGAGUGGCUCUGAUUCGGAGGGACGUUUCCCAGUUAUUCUUGGCCAUGAAGGAGCUGGCAUUGUGGAGAGUGUUGGAGAGGGAGUGACCUCCUUCAAAGCAGGUGAUCGAGUGAUUCCACUUUACAUACCGCAGUGUGGGAAAUGCAAGUUUUGCCUGAGUCCCAAGACCAAUCUCUGCCAGAAGAUCAGGGUGACCCAGGGGCAGGGUCUGAUGCCAGAUAAGACCAGUAGAUUCACCUGUAAAGGCCAGCAGCUUUACCACUACAUGGGGACCAGUACCUUCUCCGAAUACACAGUUGUUGCUGAUAUUUCUCUGGCAAAGAUAGAUGAUGCAGCUCCUCUGGAUAAAGUUUGUCUGCUGGGCUGUGGUAUUUCCACUGGCUAUGGAGCUGCUCUCAACACUGCCAAGGUCGAACCGGGCUCCACCUGUGCUGUGUUUGGACUGGGCGCAGUGGGACUCGCCACCGUUAUGGGAUGCAAGGCCGCAGGCGCCACCCGGAUUAUUGGUGUCGACAUCAACAAGGACAAGCUUGCAAAGGCUAAGGAGUUUGGUGUGACAGAGUUUGUGAACCCUAAGGAUCACAACAAACCGAUUCAGGAAGUUUUGGUGGAACUAACAGAUGGGGGAGUGGACUACUCUUUUGAGUGUAUUGGCAAUGUUAUUACUAUGAGGGCGGCCCUAGAAGCCUGCCACAAGGGCUGGGGAACCAGCGUCAUCGUUGGGGUCGCGCCUGCAGGCCACGAAAUCGCAACGCGUCCCUUCCAGCUGGUGACCGGUCGUGUCUGGAAAGGAACUGCAUUCGGAGGAUGGAAGAGUGUGGAGAGUAUUCCCAAGCUGGUGAAAGAAUACCUGGAUAAAAAGUUAAAGGUGGAUGAGUUUGUGAAUUUCACACUGCCGUUUGACCAGAUCAAUGAGAGCUUUGAACUGAUGCAUUCUGGCAAGAGCAUUCGAAGUGUCCUUGUAUUUUAAAGCUGGGCCAGGACCAGUUUCUCACUUGUCCAGUGCAGACUAAAUCGGUGUGGAAAGAAGUACUUUGAAAAUUGCCUUAAACUACUUUUGAUACACUUCAGCAUAUUUUAAUAAUGCUAUGUCAUCUGUUUCAGUGUGUCUGUAUUGUUAACUGUUUAAAGUGUCAGGGACACUUUUCCAAAUUAAAGCAACUUGAAGAUAAA